Nakaseomyces glabratus is the source of this 654-nucleotide messenger RNA. It is a transcript of the gene OPI3, whose product is annotated as bifunctional phosphatidyl-N-methylethanolamine N-methyltransferase/phosphatidyl-N-dimethylethanolamine N-methyltransferase. Lineage: Eukaryota; Fungi; Ascomycota; Saccharomycetes; Saccharomycetales; Saccharomycetaceae. Gene Ontology annotation, molecular function: S-adenosylmethionine-dependent methyltransferase activity. Gene Ontology annotation, biological process: phosphatidylcholine biosynthetic process. The record is from RefSeq and is a predicted model, not a curated record.
AUGUUUGGUGCUGACUUUGUAGAGGAUAAAGUUAUCCAGUUUGAGAAUUUCGUUGAAGGGCUAAUGUACUCUGUGGAUUACGAUGCUCCAUACUUCUACUCUGCGUUACUUUUCAUUAUAUUUAACCCAUUGUUUUGGAAUAUAGUGGCAAGGCUGGAAUACCACACACAUUUCCUAACCAAGAUUGCUGGUUCGCCAAAGAGAGGCUGUUAUUUCCUUGCAGCCACCAUAUUUUCUCUAGGUAUUGCUAGAGAUUUGACAUUUGAAAAGGCAUUGAGACAUCAAGAAGUCUCCCCAUUGUUAGACACCCCAAAAAUCACAAAUAUCGGGUACGCGUUUUUAAUUGUGGGCCAAAUACUAGUGAUUUCCUCAAUGUACCAGUUGGGUAUCACGGGUACUUACUUGGGUGACUAUUUCGGUAUUUUAAUGAAUGACAGAGUAACAGCUUUUCCAUUUAAUGUUUCCAAUAACCCAAUGUACCAAGGUUCUACAUUUUCUUUCAUCGGUACUUCGCUAAUUGCUGGUAAACCAGCAGGAUUGAUUUUGGCAUUCUUUGUACAUGCCAUGUACUACAUGGCUCUAAAGUUUGAGGAACCAUUUACAGCUGAAAUCUAUGCAAAGCGUGAUGAGGAGAAAAAGUCUAAGAAACAAUAA